Messenger RNA from Telopea speciosissima, 2294 nucleotides. RefSeq names its product DEAD-box ATP-dependent RNA helicase 37-like. The coding region runs from base 85 to 1902 and encodes 605 amino acids. The transcript has 7 exons. Lineage: Eukaryota; Viridiplantae; Streptophyta; Magnoliopsida; Proteales; Proteaceae. Gene Ontology annotation, cellular component: nucleus. Gene Ontology annotation, molecular function: RNA binding; ATP binding; RNA helicase activity. The record is from RefSeq and is a predicted model, not a curated record.
CUUCAUUUCUUUGGUCUUAGUUUUCCUUUCCAGGUUAUAUAAACUGCGGAUUUCUUUACUUUUAGGGUUCAUAGUUUUGUUGCCAUGACAAUGUCUUGGGCUGAUGAUGUAGCUGAUGCAACUUCUAGGUCAUCUCGUCCUACCCGUGCUAAUUACGUUCCUCCUCAUCUAAGAAACAAUACCCUAGCCUCUCCUGAUUCUUCUUCCUUUUCGUUUCCUGACGAGUCGUCUCCUGGUCUUGGUUAUCAUUUGAAGCAUUCUGGUGGUAGGGAAUUCGGCAGGUCGUCUAGGGGUCGAUGGGGAGAUCGACGGAGGGUAACGCGUCAGCAACCAAAUCCAUUUGAUGUUGCCGACAAGUUUGCUGAAUUGGGGGUUACAGAGGAGGAAACCGAUGAUGGUGGUGAUGAGGGGAUCAAUUUUGAUGCCUAUGAAGACAUACCUAUUGAGACCAGUGGUUUGGACGUGCCCUCACCUGUCACUACUUUUGCAGAGAUCGAUCUGGGGAAAGCUCUUACCGAGAACAUUACGAGGUGCAGAUACGUCAAGCCAACCCCAGUUCAACGCCACGCUAUCCCCAUCGUUAUUGCUGGCCGGGAUUUGAUGGCUUGUGCGCAGACGGGUUCGGGGAAGACGGCUGCAUUCUGUUUCCCAAUUAUCAGUGGGAUUAUGAGGAACCAGUUGCAUCAGCAACAGCAACAGCAACAGCGCUUGCCUUCGCGUGGCUCACGAACUGCUUUUCCCAAUGCUCUCAUUCUCUCCCCGACCAGAGAGUUGUCUUGCCAGAUACACGAAGAGGCUAAGAAAUUCUCUUAUCAGACGGGUGUCAAGGUGGCUGUUGCCUAUGGAGGAGUAUCGAUUAAUCAUCAGUUGCGAGAAAUGGGAAGAGGUGUAGACAUUUUAGUUGCCACCCCUGGCCGCUUAGUGGAUUUAGUUGAAAGAGCAAGGGUUUCACUUAGAAUGAUAAAGUAUUUGGCUUUGGAUGAGGCUGACCGUAUGCUGGAUAUGGGUUUUGAACCACAGAUCCGGAAGAUUGUUGAGCAGAUGGACAUGCCGCCUUCUGGUGCAAGGCAAACUAUGCUUUUCAGCGCCACCUUUCCAAAUGAGAUACAGAGAUUGGCUUCUGAUUUUCUUUCAAACUAUGUUUUCCUGGCUGUUGGGAGGGUUGGUUCGAGUACAGAUCUUAUUGAGCAAAGAGUUGAUUUUGUCCAGGAUAUGGACAAAAGAAGCUACUUGAUGGAUCUGCUUCAUGCCCAAAGAGAGAAUGGAAUGCAUGGGAAGCAAGCAUUGACCUUAGUUUUUGUGGAGACGAAGAGAGGAGCUGAUGCAUUAGAGAACUGGUUGUCAAAGAAUGGUUUUCCUGCAACGGCGAUUCAUGGUGACAAAGUGCAAAUGGAACGAGAACAAGCGUUGAGAUCCUUCAAGAGUGGUAAUACCCCAAUUAUGGUAGCAACAGAUGUUGCUGCACGAGGCCUAGACAUUCCAAAUGUUGCUCAUGUCAUCAAUUUCGACUUGCCUAAAGACAUAGAUGAUUAUGUUCAUCGAAUAGGGAGAACUGGUCGUGCUGGUAAGUUGGGCCUAGCGACAGCAUUCUUUAAUGAAGGAAACAGAACUUUGGCGAAGGCAUUGGCAGAACUCAUGAAAGAAGCAAACCAGGAGGUUCCUCCUUGGCUCGCUAGAUAUGCUGAGAGAUCAUUUUAUGGUAGCGGUGGAAGGGGCCGCAAAUAUGGUAGUGCCAGAUUUGGAGGCCAUGACUAUCGUGGAGAUUCCUCUGCAAGGGGUGGUAAGUACCACUCAAGUUCGUAUGGGGUUGGCAGUGAUUUAGCUACUGGUGGCUCGCACACUGCCUCGCUCCAUGGAUACGGUUUUGAACAUGGGCCUAUUGUUGCAAGUGGCUGGGAUUAACCCUAGCAAUAUACCUAUGCUAUCCUUGUGACUUUGCUUUACUGAAGCUUUUAAAAACACUAUCGUAGGAUACAGUACAUACAUAAUCUAGUACAAGUACAUACUAGUAGUCACAAAAAGCUAACAACAGGAUGGAAGUAAACAUGGAAAUUUGGAACCCUCACAGGCUGCACUUCAGUAUUGGUUUCUCCUUGUAGUACUUUAGUUCUUUUUCUUCCUUGCAUACAUAACUGGGUUGAGUAGGUUUUUGGUUUGGGGGGGGCGGGGUUGGGUCACUCUGUUGCUUACUCUGCCCAUGUUUUGGCUGUCUGGCUGGCAUUUUUUGUCCAUAGUUGUUAUGCUAGUAACUGUAGUUCCCACCUUGUUGAUUCUCCCUGUAGGGUUUUGAUGCA